Medioppia subpectinata is the source of this 1034-nucleotide messenger RNA. Lineage: Eukaryota; Metazoa; Arthropoda; Arachnida; Sarcoptiformes; Oppiidae. The record is from the annotation of a GenBank genome assembly.
GCAUGUAUCGUCGCAUUGAGCACUUGCGCGAUGUGAACACCGACCUGAAGGCCCUCAUAUCGAUCGGCGGCUGGAAUGAGGGCUCAGACAAGUACUCAAAAAUGGCCAGUAGUCCGGACUCUAGGAAACGGUUCAUCGCAUCGGUGCUCACGUUUUUGAAGGAGAAUAAGUUUGACGGCCUGGACGUGGACUGGGAAUACCCGGGCUUUAAGGCCAGCGGCGAAGAGGACCGGACGCCGGGAAACCCGAAAGACAAGGAAAACUUUGUGACACUAUUGCGCGAACUCCGGGCGGCACUCAAACCGCAUAACUAUCUGUUGACUGCGGCGGUCAGUGCCGGCAAACCCACGAUCGACGUGUCCUACGAUGUGAAAGAGUUGGACCAACUGUUGGACUUUGUGAACGUAAUGGCCUAUGAUUUUCACGGCGGAGCCUGGGAGGAGGUGACAGGCCACAACGCGCCCCUGUAUGCCGACCCUAAGGCCGAUGAGAAACAGAAAAUGCUGACCGUUUCGUACGCCGUCGAGUAUUGGCUGAAACAGGGCUUAAGUCCUAAGAAAUUGAUAAUGGGUAUGGCCACGUAUGGCCGCUCAUUUACCCUGGCUGAUCCCGCCAACCAUGGCAUCGGUGCCAAGUGCGCCCCGGGUAGUAAGGGUGGCGAUAAGGGCCCCUAUACUGAUGAAGUUGGCACGUUGGGCUAUAACGAGAUUUGCGAGUUUUUGAAGGCCGGGUGGACAGCCUAUCGGGACUCGACCCAAAAGAUAGUGUACGCCGUGAAGGGUAACCAAUGGGUGGGUUAUGACGACGAGCAGACAUUUCAGGAUAAGCUCUCGUACCUGAAGGCCAAGGGUUUGGGCGGAGCGAUGGUCUGGUCGAUAGACACCGACGACUUUCACGGCUAUUGCGGUCCACUUAAACACCCGUUGAUUAAGACUAUCAGUCGUGAACUGAACGGUAUUACCGGUACUCCCGAUCCCGUUAUACACGAGGUUCACGUCAAGCCAGCCUCUACUCCCGCACCCGACUACUAAGAC